CCGAUGAGAGGAUCUCGUCGCCUCUCAGGUGCCUGAGUGCGCAGCCGCUGCACGCGGCGGAAGAGCAGGCAGUGUAACGGGGGGGUUGGUUACAGACAGACAGAGGAUGGUGGCAGAGAUGGCGAGUUGCGGAGAGGCUUGGCACCUGGAGGAAGGAGACGGGGAUAUUCCUGCACUUGAGAACAAAGAGAACCUGCCAGAAAGUGACAGCAGCACCUCAGAAAACACGGGGACGUCCACUGAGGAGAGCUCAGACGAGGAGGAUGAAGAGGGUGAAGAGGACCAUGAGGCUUCUGGCUUUGAUGAGAAGGAUGGAGGAAAGAAAGAAAAUAAAGAGGAUGAUGCAGAGGAGACUAAAAAUGAUUCAGUCCCUGGACCCGAUGCAGAUUUUUCAAAUUUGAAAGUUCUGACAGAAGAGAAUCACUUCAAAGUGUGCUGUGGAAAAUGCAAAGCCGUCCAGCUGAGCCACGGAAAUGAGCUUGUUACCCCGCAGAGGAUCUCUAAGGGACGAUUACAGGUGCAGCUUGAAGGGGAGGGCACGUACCAGUGUUCAGUCACUGGUCUGGUGUUUGAAGCGUCGGAGCGGGUCCUGUUGCGCUACUCGGUCUUGUCCUGGUCCAAGUUCGGGGCCUUCCUGCGGGACUCCUGGAAAUUUGCUGGACCCAUCUUCAACGUGGACACGGUCAAUAAGGAGGCGUCUGUCCUCACGUCCAUUCAGUUCCCUCACUCCAUCUGCCUGGCCGAUCCCGAAAAUGAGAUGAGGUUCAGUGUCCUGCACAUAAAAGAUAACCGUCCGCUCAUCGAGCCGACGGUGGACCACUCGGAAAGCCACGUGAAGUGGAACCUGACGUCCCUUUCCCCCGUGGGUCCCAUCAUUCAGACGAGCCAAUCCGUCGAGCACCACGGCCUGGUGCUGCUCUACCGGCAGCUGUGCAGCGACAACAGCCGCAACAACAACAACAACUACAGCUUCCACAUCUACCUGGCCACCAACAGCUCGUCUGACAUCAAGGAUAUCAGCAAACAGAUGCGGCGCUACAAGAAUCGCUACCUCCCGAUAGAGAAGCCUCCCACCUGUAACCUGGGCGAGGGGACGUAUCGUCUCCUGAGCGAGCCAGAGGGAGAUAUCAAACCUCAGGAUUUGAAAUUCACCCUUGCGAUGACCACGAUCAAAGGCUACUUUGAAGCUUUCUUUGAGCAGCCUCCUCCCUUUAAAUUGUCUCUCAUAGAGACCACCACUGAGGAGACGGUGUGGUCCGGCACCAUCAGAGAAGGUGACUGUGUGCAUAACACAAAAAAGAAGCCCAGAAAAAGGACAAACAGCCGAAAGAGGCGCAGCAGCCCCUCGGAAGACGAGACAGCCUGUAAAAAGCCUUGGUGGCAGCACGAGCCAGAUGGCGUGAAAACAGGGACGGCCGCGGUCCAGGACAUGUCAGAGAAGCAGCUCCUGCAGGUGGCCAAGCGGCUCGGGAAGGAGUGGAAGCAGGUGGCCAUCUAUCUCGACUUGAACUCCAGGGAACUGGACGACAUCCAGGCAGCAGAGAAAGACGUGACCAUGCAGAAGCUGAAGAUGCUGGUGGAGUGGAAGAGCAGGAGGCGGGCGGGGGAGGCCACGGCGUUCCACCUGUGGAAAAGUGUGGAGGAACUGGAUAACUUGCCCAAUGAGGUCCAUCAAACACUGCAAGACAUGAUGGACAAUCAAGCAGCUAAGUGAAAAAGAUUUGCCUUCAAUGGACCGUUGGAUUUUUGUUACUUCAUCAUCAGGAAGAAAUAUCAAAGCUCAGGAAUGCAACAAAGCAGAGGAUGGAUAUGAACAGAACAUAAGCUCGUCCCAGUUUUUGUUGUUUUAAAAAAUAUUUCUGGAAAAGAAACUGAUAGUGUUUUUGUUUUGCUGCAUUUAAUGAAAAGGGACUCUUUCUUGAAUACAGAAUAGAAAAGCUGCACCUAAAGCGUCCCUUGUGUAGCCAGCAUUUGAUGCUUUGCAUGACUAGGUUAAAAAAUGAUCAAAUGAGGUCAUUGAGGUGUAUAUAGUAGCUAAUUAUAUAACCAGUAACAUAUGUAAAUGUAGGCAAUGCAGUGUUGAAACUGCAAAAAAGAACACUGAAUAGGUCUAACCUGUGUAUCUAAUUGUUUUUUAAAUGUUGUGUUUGUGGGACAUGCACAUACAUGUGACGGACAACUAUUUCAAACCUGUGUUCUGUUUUUCAGAGUCGUUUUGUCUGUGUGUUUUAUAUGACAACUGUAAAAAUAAAUGGGAUUGGAAGAGGCCAUUAAUUAUGUUUAACUUAACUUGAAUUAUGAAUCUAUUAUUGCCCUGAGACUGGAACACACAUCUUGUUCAGUAUGAUUGAUGUUUUUUUUAAAAAGAAGAAAAAUCGCAAGCAUUUGGAUGCAGGGUUGAAAAUCCUUCUCAAGCUGGCAACAGUCGUAUAUUUUUACGAGUCUUGUUUUUUAGGCUUAUUUCACAAAGACAAACUAUACCGUCAGCUGCCUGUGGAAACUUUUCAGUUAAAUUCUCUCAGCAUCCACAGCUUUGUUUCUAUUUUCAAAUGACACUUUCCAGACAUCUCAACACUAUUUUUAUUAUUAUUUUUUACAUCUUUAUUUAAAAGAAACCAUGUACAGUUAAAACAAAUGUCACCAUUUGAUGCACUGGACUACAUUUUUGGGAAAAUAUGCAUGAAUGGCAUCUGUAUUGUUGAAUAUUUGAGGGUCUUCCGUGUUGAUAUGAUGCAGGGAUGUUUACUUAAGAACAGGGUUACUUUCUUAAACAAUUCACCACCAAGAAUCGGACCCGUUCUUAUUUGCAGUUGUUUCUAUCAUGUCUGAGUCUCUCCAAAGAAUUGUAAUAAAGCAAAUGUUGACUGAA
This is a messenger RNA of Pseudoliparis swirei, 2869 nucleotides long. RefSeq lists its product as uncharacterized. The transcript is spliced from 17 exons. Gene Ontology annotation, cellular component: THO complex part of transcription export complex. Gene Ontology annotation, biological process: mRNA export from nucleus; regulation of DNA-templated transcription elongation; signal transduction. The coding region runs from base 107 to 1714 and encodes 535 amino acids. Gene Ontology annotation, molecular function: protein binding. The record is from RefSeq and is a predicted model, not a curated record. NCBI's taxonomy places the organism in Eukaryota, Metazoa, Chordata, Actinopteri, Perciformes, Liparidae.